Molecule: messenger RNA, 1440 nt
Organism: Carica papaya (papaya)
Lineage: Eukaryota; Viridiplantae; Streptophyta; Magnoliopsida; Brassicales; Caricaceae
Source: RefSeq, a predicted model, not a curated record
AAAGAAAGAGCAGGAUAUUCAAUCUGUUUAUGGCGGAGAGCGCUUUCCUCUUCUUUCUUUUUAUAAAAAAUGAUGGAUUUUGGAGUCCGUUGCUAUUCACAAAUUUGGACUUUAUUCCACUAAUUCUCUAUAAUUUUCUGAUAUUCUUCCUUGAAGGACCUACCGAACGGUGCAUGUUACAUUCAGUUUUUCUGUGAAAACAUGAAACUUACAUGUUGUGGGAAGUAUUUUCUUUUAAUUCCAUCUUCAUCUCCUGUCUAUUAUCUAGGUGUACAAAAUGAUUGGAUCUUUUCUCACCAGAGGACUCGUAAUGGUUUUUGGCUAUGCUUAUCCUGCUUAUGAGUGCUAUAAAACUGUUGAAAAGAAUAAACCUGAAAUCGAGCAACUUCUCUUUUGGUGUCAAUACUGGAUUUUGGUGGCUGUCUUGACAGUUUGUGAAAGAAUUUGUGAUGCUUUUAUUUCAUGGGUUCCAAUGUACAGUGAGGCUAAGUUGGCAUUCUUUAUAUAUCUAUGGUACCCCAAAACCAGGGGCACUUCAUAUGUCUAUGACUCCUUCUUUAGACCAUAUCUCGCAAAGCAUGAGAAUGAAAUUGAUCGCAGUUUGCUUGAACUGAGAACUAGAGCUGGAGAUAUAGCACUUUUAUACUGGCAAAGAGCAGCAAGCUAUAGUCAGACAAGAAUUUUUGAGAUCUUCCAGUAUAUUGCCGCACAAUCAACUGCGAGGCCCCGCGCUGCUCAGCCACAGAAGCAGGGUCCUAAGGCUCGUCAACCUCCUAAACGCCAGCCAGCUCCUAAAGCACAGGCAGAGUCCGAAGAACCAUCAUCUCCUUCAUCGAGUUCAUCUUCAACUCAGCACCAAAAUGAGGUAGUAGAAGAAGUGGGGCCUUCUCAAGCUAAAGCAGCUCCUCCUGCGACAGCUCCUAAUGCUGGACCCGAAACUUCAAAUCAACCUACGGCAACUGAAGAUGAAGAAAUGAUUGAGCCAGUGCCACCUUCUGUAGAUGAAGAUGAAAAUCCGCCCCCAAAAGAGUCAAUCAUGGAUGAAACAAUUCGGGUUACACGUGGCAGAUUGAGGAAAUCCCGAUCUGGUCGAACACAUUGAAGAACAAUUUCACCCUCCCUACAGUUUUUUUAGAGGACAGAACUAGUUUUUAGUGAUUAGGUGGACAAUGAUUGGGAAGUUGAAGUAUUGUUUGUUGACAAUUCUGUAAAUUUGUUGCUAUUUUUUUUUUUUCCCCUAUUUGAUUUGUUGCUUUAUUUUUUCAACGUGAUAGUAGAUUACCCUGUCUUGGUGGGUGGCCCUCAGGAUGCUACUGCCCAGCAUGGUAACAUGCUGGAUUUUGAUGCCUUUCUCGACCUUUGGCCUUAGCUCAAGGGCGAUGCGGGUGUUCCAUGUACAGAAUUAAAAUUACCAGAGAAGUGGAGCUGCCUCCCUUGAUA